AUGCCCAGCACGGACGUGGCAAGGAUGGCAAUGGAAAGGUUGUCUUCUUUCAAGGGUAGAGUAGAACAUGAACAGACUAGAGAUUUGGAAGCGACUUUUGGUGAUUCCCACGGUAGCUGUGAAAAUGUAAAGGAGGAUCCCAGAACUACGGGUCACUCCAAAUCUUCUCAAAAGGCAACCAUAACCUCCGGGACCAAUGAACCGAGUCAGAAUCACUCACUCGAGUUGCCUGCAGAGCUGAGUGACCUGGAGAGAAGUUUGUUAACGGCGUGUAGAAAAGGAUACACUGUCCUCCCUGCUCGUAGUUUCUUUGCAGAUAUAAAGGGCCCUAAAGAAGUAGCAUGGGUUCACUUCAGGAAACACAGUCAGCGGCAGAUAAGCGGAACAAACAUGACCUGUGAGCAACCCAAAGAGGAGACUUCCCUCUGUGAAACUGAGAUGAAGGUGGAAGGCUCAAUGUAG
This is a messenger RNA of Tremella mesenterica DSM 1558, 462 nucleotides long. RefSeq lists its product as uncharacterized. NCBI's taxonomy places the organism in Eukaryota, Fungi, Basidiomycota, Tremellomycetes, Tremellales, Tremellaceae. Bases 1 to 462 code for a protein of 153 amino acids. The record is from RefSeq and is a predicted model, not a curated record. The transcript is spliced from 2 exons.